GGGUCAGAAGUUGAGAAGUGAGCCAAACGGAUUUUGUUUGUUUAAAGAAACUGCAAGUAAAAAGGAACAGGCGGGAUGGUAGAUCAGUAUCUUGGUCAGAAACAGCCGCUCUCGGAAUAUCUAACAUCAUUCUGAAUCCACGCUGAAUUGAUGCACAACGAAAGAAAAUUAAAAUGUGUGGAAUGAAAUGCAUCACUUUUUCGCUGUGGAUUAAUAUUCUCAAUGUAAUAACAGAAAUUCCCGGUUUUGAACUAGAAUUAACGCCACCAAAACCAGUAAUUCAUGUUGGUAAGGAUUUGGAGCUGACCUGUCGCGUGAAUGUUUGUCCGGGUAAUGUGACCUUUGUGUGGACUGCAUUAGUGGACAGAUAUCACGGCGGAGUUUCUAAAAACGAGCGUACUGUUUCCCACCUGCUGAUCAAAAACAUCACAGUUAAACACAGUAUUGGCAUCGUGUGUAAAGCUUCCUGUGAGAGACAACCAAAACAGAAAACGUCACAUAUACAAGUGUUCUCAUUUCCACAAGAUCCUGUACUGCCCGAAAUAAGGAGUUUGAUAGAAAACCAAACACAGAAGCUCAGCUGCAUAGUCCACAACGUUUACCCUUUGAAGUGUUUAAAAAUUGAGUGGCUUCGUGGAGAUAAGACACUCUUUGAGGAUGAACCUCAUUACAUAGAUGAUUACGAUGAUGUUCAGAAUUUUACCUCUCAGUUCAAUUACACACCUUCUGUUUUGGAUCGGGGCAAGAAUAUCACUUGCAAGGCUAGAAUGAGUUCCACUGAAUUUGGAUUGAACGAAACUCGUAAUUCGAUUGCUGAAUAUGGUCCAGGGACUAUCACAACUUCCAUUAAUAAUCCCUCGGUAAAGCUUGGCGAACAUUUGGAGAUAACAUGUCAUGCAGAUGGAAAUCCCAAACCAACAAUCUUGUGGUUUAAAGAGGAGAAUGAACCUGCACUUCAGAGCCAGAAUGAAGCGCUAAUAAUAAAUAAGGCUUCCUGGUCUCAGGCAGGUUGGUACCACUGUAAUGCGAGCAAUGCAGUGGGAAGCCUGCAAAAGAGGAUAAAAGUCACUGUUCUAGGUCCUCCGAACAUCCCCAAAAUCCAGCUAAGCCAUAGAGGAGACCCCAAAGAAGGAGAGAACAUAAGCAUAUUGUGUUCUUCAGAUGAUGGGUCAGCAGAACUCACUCUGUAUAGACAGUCUCAGAGAACUGAGUCAGAAGCUUUGAACAAAUCAGCUGUUCUUUUAAAAAUCCCAUCACUCCAAAUAAUAGACGCAGGGAUUUACGUUUGUGAAGCAAAAAAUGAUUUUGGCAGUGAGAGAAGCACAAUUAACAUUACAGUCGAAGCACAGCACAAUGUCUUGAAAAUGCCAGACCUGCCUGUAGCCAUACUGCCCAUUGUAGGGUCAGUGUCACUGCUGACUAUCGCUGGGCUGCUGAUCCGAUACUGCAGAAAGAAAGCCAGAAGCAACUCCAGUAACGUCAGCUAAACAGAUGAAGAACACACCAACUAAAUGAAGCAUUUUUCUGCUGAAAGGAACAUUCACCUGGACAUUAUCUAUACUGCAAAUAUCUCAUGGACAGGUGAAUACAAAGCUGGACUGUGUUUUCUGUAUUUCUUUAGUAAUUUUGUGACUACCAGUGUAUUUUCUUAUAAGAUUGAUAUUUGAUAGACAAUAUCUAAAUGCAAUGUGUAUAGAGGUCCCCAAAAACGUUUUACACAAAACUCAAAAAUGUCUGAAAGUCACUGCAUUACAGGUGCUGGUCAUAUAAUUAGAAUAUCAUCAAAAAGUAAUUUUUUUUAUUGUAAAUUAUUUUUAAAAAUGAAACUUUCAUAUAUUGUAGAUUUC
Molecule: messenger RNA, 1847 nt
Organism: Megalobrama amblycephala (Wuchang bream)
Lineage: Eukaryota; Metazoa; Chordata; Actinopteri; Cypriniformes; Xenocyprididae
Gene: vcam1a
Product: vascular cell adhesion molecule 1a
Exons: 6
Coding region: 174-1487 (437 amino acids)
Biological process (GO): cell-cell adhesion
Cellular component (GO): membrane
Molecular function (GO): integrin binding
Source: RefSeq, a predicted model, not a curated record